This is a messenger RNA of Babesia sp. Xinjiang, 1590 nucleotides long. Its product is annotated as Actin-related protein 4. Gene Ontology annotation, biological process: regulation of transcription by RNA polymerase II. Bases 1 to 1590 code for a protein of 529 amino acids. Gene Ontology annotation, molecular function: chromatin binding. The transcript is spliced from 5 exons. Gene Ontology annotation, cellular component: SWI/SNF complex; NuA4 histone acetyltransferase complex. NCBI's taxonomy places the organism in Eukaryota, Apicomplexa, Aconoidasida, Piroplasmida, Babesiidae. The record is from RefSeq and is a predicted model, not a curated record.
AUGGUGAGCAAGGUCGUACAGAGUGGUGGCGAUGACGUGUCGGCCAUUGUUGUCGACCCGGGGUUUGACACCCUACGCAUAGGAAACUGUCAAGAGGACUACCCAAGGGAAUAUAUCCCAAGUGCAUUAUGCCGUGGAACGUUGCAAAAUGAGUAUUUGCCCUGGGUACCGCUGAGACGAGUAAGCCCGCCCUCGUUUGUAGAGAUGCGGCAGCUGCUCCAGUAUAACCGCGACGAGAACAUCGAAGUUGAACCGUUCGUAUUUGAAAGGCUGAUUCGUUUGGGAAUCGAAGGCUCGUCUCGAGAGGUAUCUUCCGUGCUGGAAAACGAUGAACUCUUUUCUACAAAAGUGGGUGGUCUAGGGCUAGACGUGCGGCAACAUCCGAUGUUGGUGAGCGAACCCACUGCCGAAUGCAAACAGUUUCGCGACUCGACGCUCGAGAUUCUGUUCGAACAGCUGGACGUUCCAGCUGCCUAUUUGGCUAAGAGAGCAAGCCUCUCUGCAUUUUCUGUUGGAAGACAAUCAGCUUUGGUGGUAGAUAUCGGCGCAGGAGGCUGUAUUGCAUCACCUGUACACGAGGGGAUAUCGCUACAGUCUACCAUAAAAACAUCUCUAGUUGGCGGUAACGCGCUAGAUGUCCAACUCUGUCACAUUUUGUAUGAGAGUGGACACGAUUUUUUUCGCCCUGGUGUAAGUGCAGCGCACGAUUAUCACCGACAAUGGGUUGCACGCGAGAUUCGGGAAUCUUCAUGCUCGCUGACUGCCUCGGAUGCGCAACAGUCGUACCGCCUUCCAGAUGGUGAUACUCUGCAGUUGGACGAGAAGGCACGCGAUGUGCCACGAUUCUUAUUUUCUCCCGAAUCGGCUACUGUCUCUGAAUUCAACAACUUUAAAGGGCUCUAUGGGAUGGUCACAGAUUCGGUGUUCGACACUGACGUCGACAUCCGCCGUGAGUUGCUUUCGUCUAUAGUUGUAGUGGGCGGUGUAAGCCUAACUCCGGGCCUUGUUGACGAGUUGAACAAGCAACUGGCACACGGCACCAUAGGUCGUGCUAGCAAGUUCAAGUUAGUACAUCCGUCGUCUUACAGUGAAGCACGUUAUUCUACGUGGUUAGGAGGCUCUAUUUUGGCUUCUCUAGGUCGGUUUCAGCAACUUUGGAUCUCCAGGGGAGAGUACCGGGAGCAUGGGCUCGACGAGUCUGGCGCACAUUCCAUAGAAUCCAUGGAGGAGACCAGUGAAACUGAAGAAUGGCAUUCGCCGGCAGAGGAAGACGCUGUGGUGAGCGACAAUGUCGCUUCGAGCGACGAGGAGGUCAAUGUGGAGGAGCUGGUGAGCUCUAUCAUGAAAGGCGUGUCGAAAGCCUUUUCCACGGUCACUGCGAAGAAGGAUAGAGGUGUAGGUCGAGACAGUGACUUUAGAUUAUACUUGCAGACCAUUAAGACAGAACCAUCGGAUGCCCAACCGGUUACAAAACGCACCAGUAGUGUGUCCAUCCGAGCCAUUCCUGACGAGGCGUCGGAGAUCGAAGAGCGACGCUACAAAAAGAUCGCUAACAAUGGAGGUAGGUGUCAUAACGUACAGAUAGGUUGA